CGCCACUCAAGGUCAGGUCAUGGAAGCAUUUACCCUCCAAAAUUUGCUCUCUCUCUCUCUCGGAGACUAGCAGUUGCGGGGCACCAGCUCCGGACUAAAGAAGAGCAAGGGUAGCUAGUAAUGAUAGUGGCUUCGGUGGGGGCGAUCGAGUUAGCUCGUCGACUUUUUCGACAGCGUCCGUACCUUGCACCUGGCUGCAGCCGCUGUUGCGCGGCCCCUGCCGAGGAUGUGGGCAUUUCCCCCGCGUCGAGUUGCCGUGUCCCCUCCCCUCCCCUCCCUGCCGACGUUGACAGGCCACAGUGGUGUAUAUAACGGCAUCUGGCAUCUCGUGUGAGAACAGCCUACCUCGUGUCACCCACUCUCUCUUUCCUCUCUCCUCUCUCCUUGCUACGCUCAUCAACGAAAUGAUCACAAAGUCGUCGCAGGCUGGCGGUGUCGAGACGGUGCUGCUGCAGCGCAGGCUGGAGCUGUCGGCCCGGCCAGGCGUCAAUGGCCUGCUUGCGAACCCGCGCACCUUUCUCAUCGCCCUCUUUGCCUCACUCGGUGGCUGCGUUUAUGGCUACAACCAGGGCAUGUUUGGUCAGGUGCUCAACAUGAAGAGCUUCCAGGCCGCGUCGGGCACCGAGAACAUCAGCAACGACAACCCAACGCUGACGUCGUUCUUGACGGCCAUCCUCGAGCUCGGCGCCUGGGUCGGUGUCCUGGCCAACGGUAUUCUCGCUGACCAGGUCGGCCGAAAGAUGUGUGUCGUCAUUGCCGUCUUCUUCUUCUCCAUCGGUGUCAUCGUGCAGGCCUGCACCCACGGCGGCUCCUACACCUACAUUCUCGGCGGUCGCUUCGUCACCGGUCUCGGCGUUGGUUCUCUCUCCAUGAUUGUGCCCCUGUACAACGCCGAGCUCAGCCCGCCCGAGAUCCGCGGCGCGCUCGUCUCUCUGCAGCAGCUUGCCAUCACCUUUGGUAUCAUGAUUGCGUACUGGAUCACCUACGGCACAAACUUCAUUGGCGGCACCGGCGAGGGCCAGUCGAAUGCCUCGUGGCUCGUCCCCAUCUGCAUCCAGCUCGGCCCGGCGCUCAUCCUGGGAGCCGGCAUCCUCUUUAUGCCCCAAUCGCCGCGCUGGCUCAUGGACGUCGGCCGCGAGGAAGAGUGUCUCUCGACGAUUGCUGGGCUGCGCCGCCUCGCGGUGGACCACCCCCUGGUCCAGAUGGAGUUCCUCGAGGUCAAGGCACAGAAGCUGUUUGAGACGCGCGUCUCGGAGAUGGACAACCCCCAGCUCCAGGACGGCUCGAGGCGGAGCAACUUUAUGCUGGGCGUCAAGGGCUACGCCUCGCUCAUCUCGUCGCGCUCCAACCUCAAGCGUCUCACCGUCGCCGUGCUCAUCAUGGUCUUCCAACAGUGGACCGGUGUCAACUUCAUCCUGUACUACGCGCCAUUCAUCUUCCAGAAGCUCGGUCUUGGCGGCCAGACGACUUCGCUGCUCGCCUCGGGCGUCGUGGGUGUCGCCAUGUUCCUCGCCACGAUCCCGGCCGUGCUGUACAGCGACAAGCUCGGCCGAAAGCCGCUCCUCAUCACGGGUGCUGCCAUGAUGGGCAUUUGCCACUUUGUCGUUGGCAUCAUCAUUGCACGCGUCAACCCGGACCCAAAAAACCCCAUCGGAUUCCAGAACCACCCCGCGGCCGGCUGGGUGGCCGUCGUCUUCAUCUGGCUCUUUGCCAUUGCCUUUGGCUUCAGCUGGGGUCCCUGCGCGUGGGUCCUCGUCGCCGAGGUGUUCCCGCUCGGCCUCCGCGCCAAGGGUGUCUCGAUCGGUGCCUCGUCCAACUGGCUCAACAACUUUGCCGUGGGCAUGUCCACGUACAACUUUGUCUCGGCAGCCCCCUACGGUGCCUAUAUCUUCCUUGGCCUCAUGUGUGUUCUCGCCGUCGGCUACGUCUGGUUCCUUGUCCCCGAGACCAAGAACAGGACCCUCGAUGAAAUCGACGAGCUGUUUGGUGACGACAGCGGACGGUCCCAGCUCGAGUCGCAGAUGCUUGCUGCGGCGUACCGCGACGUCGGCCUGCUCGAGGUGGCCGGUGUGGAAAAGGAGGCGCCCGUCGUCAGCGCUCUUCCUCACAGUGAUCGCUCGCUCCACAGUCACAGCUCUGAAGCAAAGGAGUGA
This is a messenger RNA of Acaromyces ingoldii, 2153 nucleotides long. RefSeq names its product general substrate transporter. Gene Ontology annotation, molecular function: carbohydrate:proton symporter activity. Gene Ontology annotation, biological process: carbohydrate transport; transmembrane transport. The transcript has 4 exons. Gene Ontology annotation, cellular component: membrane. The coding region runs from base 405 to 2153 and encodes 582 amino acids. Lineage: Eukaryota; Fungi; Basidiomycota; Exobasidiomycetes; Exobasidiales; Cryptobasidiaceae. The record is from RefSeq and is a predicted model, not a curated record.